Molecule: messenger RNA, 2357 nt
Organism: Chlamydomonas reinhardtii
Lineage: Eukaryota; Viridiplantae; Chlorophyta; Chlorophyceae; Chlamydomonadales; Chlamydomonadaceae
Exons: 11
Coding region: 179-1321 (380 amino acids)
Source: RefSeq, a predicted model, not a curated record
CAAUAUAUUUCACAAGUGACACUCUGGUGUGGCCCGCUCCGCAGGCCUUCGCGCCAAUCGCAUCGGUCUUGCAAGCCUUGAAGUAUACUGUACUUGGCGAUUCUUUGCAAGACAGGCAGCAUCGAUCGUCACAUUCAACUUAACUCCAAACAGUAGCGAAAGUUAGCGGCCGAGGAGAAUGGCCUGGUGGAACAACGUCGUCGCAGGCGUUCUCAACGCAAUUGUGUUUAGCUAUGACAUUCUCUUCCAGACGUGGGGCAUGCGGCACCUGCCUAAGCACAUUGAUGACGUGGGGGGGCCCGUGGAGGGAUUGACAGCCAUCGUCACCGGACCCACAAGCGGCAUUGGCGAGGAGACGGCGGCGGCGCUAGUCCGCCGCGGAGCCAACGUGGUUCUGGCCUGCCGCAGUGCCGCACGUGGUGAGGAGCUGAAGAGGCGGCUGGAGGCGGCGGAGGCGGCGGCCGGGCGCAAGCAGCCGCAGAUCGAGGUGCGGCUGCUGGAUCUUGCCUCGCUGGACUCGGUGCGUGCCUUCGCGGCGGCCUGGCAGCAGCAGGACCCGCAGCGGCCGCUGCACCUGCUGGUGAACAACGCCGGCGUGUUCACCAUCGGGGCGCCCCGCUCCGAGACCAAGGACGGCUUCGAGUUGCACAUGGGGUCCAACCACCUCGGACACUACCUCCUCACACUCAGCCUGCUGCCCUCCCUGCGCCGCGGCGCCGCCCAGCUCCGCGCCGCCGCCGCCGCCGCCGCCGCCAACGGCUCAACCGCCAACGGCACCGCAACCGCCGCCGCCAACUGCCGCGUGCGCAUCGUGAACGUGUCGAGCAGCUUCCACGCUCUGGCGACCAAAGGCAUCUCGGUCACGGACCCGCACCUCAUCAAGCCCGGGUCUUACAGCGCGGACUUUGGCUACGCCCAGAGCAAGCUGGCAAACAUCCUGUUCACACGUGAGCUGCGGCGGCGGCUGGCGGCGGCCGGCGAGCCCGACCUGGCGGCGGGCUGCAUGGCGCUGCACCCUGGGCUGGUGUGCACGGGCGUGGCUCGCAGCCUGCCGGCCUGGAUGUGCGCCGCCUACACCGCCGUGAUGGGGCUGGUGCUGCUGAACAGCAUGCAGGGCGCGCGCGCCUCCAUCCACGCCGCCACCUCCCCCGCCGCCCCCGCCGAGGCCGCCGCCACGGCCGGCUACUUCAACUCCAACUGCCUGCCCAUUGCGCCCGCGCCCGCGGCGCAGGACGACGCCGCGGCGCUGUGGCUGUGGCGCUGGUCGGCAGAGCAGGUCAAACUGCCCCCGGGUCUGGACCUUCCCGAGCCGUCCAACUGAGGCGGCUCUCGGCGGCGGCGGCGGCAGCGGUUCCGGAGGCCAUGUCGGCGGCGGCUGUCGGCGGCGGCGGCGGCGGCGGCGGUGUCAGUGCCAGCGGCGGCGGCGGUGUCAGUGCCAGCGGCGGCGGUGGUGCCAGUGGCGGCGGUGGCGGCUGUCGGCAUGGGCGGGGCGAGGUCACCCUGCGGCCCUGGCUUGUUACGACAUCUCCAUACGCCGUGUGGCGGCGGUGGCGUCAGGGAGGCGGACGCGGAUGAGGCGGGUUGCGGCCAGAGCAGUUGGCAGGGAGGUGGGGCCAGAGUUGGGGGAGAGUGGCGGGCGCGUGCACGUGUCGCUUGGGAGCGGAAAGGCGGGCUGGGUGGGUCGUGUUGUGUCGUGUGCGACGGCGUGUGUGGUCGGUCCUCCGUGUGGGGAUACGGGCUGAGGACGCCAGGCCCGUAACGCGCUGGAGAGGUGAAUGCAGGCAACGGCGCGGGGUGUUGGGGCGGGGGGCUGUGGGGGUCUUGCGCGUGCGUCACGUGAAAAAGUUCGGCGUGUGUUGCUGUGUCCUCAAGCACGUCCACAGAGCGGUGCCCGGUGUGGUGGGGCAUGUGAGGAGUGGAGGGUUUUGAGUGCCGUGCACUGAUUUGGUUGGUUACUGCUUGAGUAGUCGGCGGCCGUGUCGGAAGCGAGCUAUGCGUUAUUGGAUACGGUUUGAUUAUUUCCGCAUUGUUUGGAUCAUUGGAUGACGGUCGCAUGGCCACAGGGCAUGUGUCGGGCCAUGAAGCCUGCCGCAGAUGCAGAGGUGCUUGGACAGCGCGGGAGCAGGCGCUGGCUUGGGCGGCGGUAAGCGUUCGUUGGGGUGGCUUGCUGGAAGGGACGUUGCGGUGUAGCCAGCUUGUUCUGAGAUGCUUUUGGUGUGAAGCGCACAUUUGUCUUGUCGGAUCUCAGGCACGGGUCUGGCGUUGUGCGCACGCGGGGGGCAGGGGGAGGGGCGGCGGCAGCAUCACAUGGCGACUGUACAGUGCACUCUGACGGGGACACCUAACGUAUCGCAAAC